GACUGGUCAUUUUGUCCUGGUAACAUGUAAUUUAUCAAACCAUAAUGGAGGAACUCAACUCAUAUAUAAACAGUGGGCAGGAAGCACAACAAAAUCAUCACCUCAAAGCCACAGAAAACAGGAGGCGACUGUGCUGGAAAAGCAAAUAAAUAGCAAAGCAGCUUCUCAAAAAGCAAAGGGCUUUUUGCCUCAUAUUAUUAAGGAAAAAAUAGAACACAAAUAAAAUCUGAGCUCACAGUAAAGCUCAUUUCUGGAGCUAGGAAGCAAAUGAGCUGUGGCAAGAAGCAGAACAGCAGAAAACAGCAGAGAAUUAAUUACAAGUCAAGUGUCUCAGGUUGGAAUUAGAGUUAGAGGGGUCAGAGAGUCAGAGUAACAGAGUUUUCAGUGGGUAAUUUGGUGCCUUGACAUCCCUCAGCCCCGCUAUUAGAGAUGUGCCGGUGACUCAGGGAUGAAAAGUGCAUAUGUCUCUGCGAGACAGAACACACACUGAAGAAGGCAGAUCAGAGCUGAAGUCUGAUACACCUCUCCUACUGUCGACAGCGAGGCCAGGCUGGCUGUAAUAGGGAGGGCACAGAUCCUACCCAUCCCUUCGUCAGCCACUCGGGGAAGCGGUGGCACUGCCCAGCCCCUGGACCAGGAGUCAGCCCCCUCCUGCAGGAGGAGGGCAGCUCCUCCCGGCCCCGCUCAGCUCCGGCAUUCCCUCCCACCCGACGCCGGCGGAGGGAUGCUCUCGGAAUACGCGGAGUCAGCUGCUCUUUGAUGUCAGUACCUGCUCCGGGCUCGGCGGGGCGGGAGUGGGCGAGCGGAGCGCAGCGCAGCCGAGUCGCAGCCUCUGCUCGCCGGCUGCAGGAGGGCACCUGCCUGCCGCUCUCUGCCGGCCUCGUCGAGGUAAGGGGAGACCCCCCCACCCCACCCCAUCGCCGCUGCGGAUCCACCGGGGGAACUUGUCCAACUUUCUCCAUCCCUGCCACCGGGACUCAUUGCCAUGGCCCCCGCCAACUCCUCCCGCAACUUCUCGGCUCCGGAGGCUCGGAACGGCUCAGCAGCAGAGAAGCCAGCACCGUACACCAAUGUGAUCAUGCCUAGUCUCUUCAGCAUCAUCUGCUUCCUGGGCAUUGUGGGGAACCUCAUCGUCAUCUACACCAUUGUCAAGAAGAAGAAACUGAGAUGCAAACAGACCGUGCCAGAUAUUUUCAUCUUCAACCUCUCCAUUGUGGACCUCCUCUUCCUCUUGGGCAUGCCCUUCCUUAUCCACCAGCUCCUAGGCAACGGUUCAUGGUACUUUGGAGCUCCUCUAUGCACCAUCAUCACCGCUUUGGACACAAACAGCCAGAUCACCAGCACCAACAUCCUUACAGUGAUGACACUGGACCGCUACCUGGCGACUGUGUACCCCCUAAAAUCUACUUAUGUCCGCACCCCAUGUGUUGCGGCUCUGGUUAUCUGCUUGGUGUGGCUCCUCUCCUUCCUGACCAUCAUUCCUGUGUGGAUGUAUGCAGGUCUUAUGCCUCUGGAGGAUGGGACUGUCCGCUGUGCUCUCUUGCUUCCCAAUCCAGAGACUGAUAUCUACUGGUUCACCCUCUACCAAUUCAUGCUGGCAUUUGCUGUGCCAUUGAUUGUGAUCUGUGUGGUCUAUUUUAAGAUCCUCCAGCACAUGGCAACCACCGUGGUCCCAUUGCCCCAACGGAGCCUCCAGGUUCGUACAAAAAAGGUCACCCGCAUGGCAGUUGCCAUCUGCUCAGCCUUUUUUAUCUGUUGGGCUCCCUUCUACAUCCUCCAGCUGGUUCACCUCGGCAUCGACACACCGUCCAUGGCCUUCUUUUACGCCUACAACUUUGCCAUUAGCUUGGGCUAUGCCAACAGUUGCCUCAACCCCUUCCUCUACAUUGCCCUCAGUGAGACCUUCAAGCGCCAGUUCUUAGUGGCCAUCCGCCCCGCCAAAGAGCCAUGUCGCAACAGCAGCUCCAUCAACAACAACAGCGUGACAGAGGCCAGUGUGUGUCUGAAGCUGGCACCGGAAUCCACUCAGCAGACCCAGUUUCUGGAGGACUUCUCCCCACGUUCAGUAGCUCUGCCUGUGACUGUGGCUGUUCACUAGGGCACUCUGAAGCGACCUAUGAGUUGAUGGAGAAGCAGCAGCUUCAAGCAAUUCUUGGUGAAGCAUAUGAACUGCAAGCUUCCACCUCUGAGAGUCCAGGUGCCUCUCUUUGUCAUUCCAGGGCUCUGCUCCUACGCUGCCCUUGGCCUGUGAGAUGCUGCAUACUGCUGCGUCUUUCCCCUCGUGCAUGGGAGGGCUCUGUCACACGAGACACUGAGCCCCCAAAGAGGAUGAAUAGAAAUGAGAGAAAGGAUUUCAAGGGGGAACAUUCACCCUGGAAGAAUAAAACCUUCAUCAACACCACUGCCUGAUGAUUCCUCACCUCUGGGCCUGAUUGGGGUUCCUAAGCAGCAUGUCGAUAGAGAGCUUCUUCAUUCAAAACUUAAACCUUUGAAACAGAGUGUCAUAUAUUUACUUUUGAUAAGCAAUCUGACCUGCAAGCUUUGCUGACUGGGCUCAUGUCCUAGAAGCCAAGAAUAGAGAGAGAUCUUGGGGCCACAAGUCUCACCUAGGUCUGUCACUUGGCCUUUUGUUCCAUCUGCCUCUUGUGGACUCUACUGUUUGGCAACCAGGACAUCUUCAAGAACUGGCUAAUUUUGAUGCUAAUCCUACGUAUUUCAGGAAAAAAAAUGGCAGUUCCAAUUGCAGUGCUUCAAAGGACUGCGAACAAUAACCAGAACUACUGCUGCUAACACCAGCUUUGUGGCUUUUCAUGGCAACGAGCAGGUUCUCACACCACUCACUCCUCAUACUGCUCUUGUGCCUCGAAGCCUGCAUGGCCAUCGGGGAACCCCAUGCAGAGGGUUUGGAACGGGACUGAAAAGCACAGUGUGCAGAGAUCUGCGGGGUGAGGAGCUGUGAACAGGCAGCUCAGAGGAAGCAGAGUUGCUUAUGCCACUUUCUCAAUGCUUUACAAAGUGAAAAGAGGGAAAAUUAAAUGUCUGUGUUUUGUAUGUGCAGCUUUAACAGUCGGAGGUUAGGAAAUAGCUGAAAUCAUUACAAAAGACUAGAGAAAAGACAGCACAGAUGAGCUUAACACAGGGGAUUACACUGACAGCCUGUGCAGGGCUCCGAGGGGACCGUGCAGGCAUUGUUCAGCAGUGUCAAAUGUGGAGGAACUGAUUACUGUAGAUGAAUUU
Molecule: messenger RNA, 3237 nt
Organism: Pezoporus flaviventris
Lineage: Eukaryota; Metazoa; Chordata; Aves; Psittaciformes; Psittacidae
Gene: MCHR1
Product: melanin concentrating hormone receptor 1
Exons: 2
Coding region: 986-2098 (370 amino acids)
Biological process (GO): neuropeptide signaling pathway
Cellular component (GO): neuron projection; membrane
Molecular function (GO): neuropeptide binding; melanin-concentrating hormone receptor activity
Source: RefSeq, a predicted model, not a curated record